Messenger RNA from Ceraceosorus guamensis, 2956 nucleotides. RefSeq lists its product as hypothetical. The record is from RefSeq and is a predicted model, not a curated record. Lineage: Eukaryota; Fungi; Basidiomycota; Exobasidiomycetes; Ceraceosorales; Ceraceosoraceae. Bases 143 to 2650 code for a protein of 835 amino acids. The transcript is spliced from 7 exons.
CUUCGAUGCGCGUCUCUCACACGAUCGAGCAUUCUUCCUGUCAUUCGCGACCCGUCUCUCCUGCUCGCUCACACCAUCAUUUUGAAGUGUUUGGUCGCCGUCUUCAGCAUCACCGCCCCUCCCCCCCCCUCUGUUCAACAGAAUGGUCAGGCGCAGUGAUUCGGGCUUGAUGCCCGAUGCCAAGCCCAAGCCAAGGCACAGCAAGUCUUCAUCCUCCUCCUCACCCUCCAUCUCCCCCUCCACUUCCCUCUCCCUUUCCAACUCGCUCUCCCACACCGCAUCCUCGCUGGCAACUCUCGCAUCCAGCACUGUGACUGCAGAAGCGACGCCCCAUGGCCGCACCAGACUGUCCACGCUCCAACUCUCCGUCUCUGUGCUCUUUCGCCUCGCCGUCUUCAUAUUCUUGCGAUGGAUCCCUACCGGUAUGGCCUCGCCUGCGGUGUCCAUACUGUACGGAGCCUACGUGCUGCUAUGGCUGCUACAAGCAUGGCGCAGCUGGAGCAGGUACUCGACCUCUCCAAAUGGUCGCUCGAUGAAUGGCGUCAAGCAUACAUCCUUCUCAGCUCGGCAGCUGUGGAGACCCUUGGUGCUGGGCAUCAGCUCCCCUCGGGAUGAACAAGGGGCUCGCAGCGCGCUUGCGCUGGGUGCACACACUCUACUCUUCCUCUUCUUUGUCGACGCCUUCUACUCGCCUUAUCUCUUUCCCUCUCACCUCGAGCAUCACUUGCAUUUUGCCCGGACUGGAGCGAUCGACUCGACGAGCGCUACUUUGCACUUUAGAUACCCUUUCCCAUUCGGACACGAAGACCCGCUGAGCGGCAUCAAGACGACACUGGAUGAUACUGUUCCAUGGCUGGGUGGCACGCAAGGCGACCACCAACCCGUGGAUACCCUCGGCCUGACUACUCCUCUGCGAGUCGUAUAUCGCGAAUCCGUCUCUCUGCCCAGUCUGGUUGAAUACUCCAAGGACUACACGGGCGCGAUGCGACGAAAUGCGGGGAUCAAAGCAUGGCAGAGAGGACCGCUACUAUCCAUCUCCCCAAAGACGGACUGGGUAGAUACCGCGAUGCUCUCCUCUUUACUGCCAUCCACACGGUACGAGUACCGCUUGAUCUGGGCGCACAACAAUAGCUUCGCGCCGUUUCCAGAGAUGAGCAGGAGCUUCAUCACAUGGCCCAACGGUAACGAUCCCUUUUUGAGCUCGGCUGCUAGCAAGGGGGUGCCCGUCUCCAAACGAGCAAGAGAGGAAGCGAGGAGCAUGUUGGCGCCGUGGAGAGAGGGUGAUGCAGCGCCUUGGGACGAUCCAGAGCACUUCUCCUUUGCGUCAUCUUCCUGCGUCAAGCCAGACUUUCCUUGGGUCCCGACGCAGUUCUGGGCUUGGUCAUGGGCGUUGAGGAUCAUCGGAAUUGGCAGUGAGCAAGGAGGAUUCGCUUUGCGAAAUAGGAUUCCCGGCUUCGACCUCUUCGCCAAGACGAACAUCGAUGGACUUGAUCGGCCGCGAGUGAGGUUCAUGCUGCAACUUGGCGAUCUCAUCUACGCCGAUGUUCCUCGAUGGGGUGGUCCCGUUCUCGACGCGUACAGAAAACUGUACCGCAAUCUCUACGACUCGGAAUCCUUCCGGCGCGUGUAUGAGCGCAUCCCGGUCAUUGGUAUCUAUGACGAUCACGAGGUCAAGAACAACUGGUCAGGAUUGCAGCUGCUCAAGACGUUCAGCAAGCGCUACGAUACGGAGCGAGCAGAGAUCGUCCAGGAUCAUGUUCAGAUUCCGUCUGUUGUGGGACACGAUGCUGGUGACGAAGCUAUGCCGGCGCAGUCAACAAACAACAUCGAGGAGGUUGAUGUGCACGUCUUGGCAGAGGCUCCAGCGUUCGAGCCAGCGAAGAAAGCCUGGAGAGAGUACGUCGGUGGUGCGAACCCAAAGGCAGCGGCCGAAGAGGAGAAUUACUACGAGUUCAGGUACGGGAGCACGGCGUUCUUCGUUUGGGACACUCGGAAAUUCAGGACUCCGCACGAGCUGCCUGAUGACGCUAGCAAGACUAUGCUAGGCUCAAAGCAGAAGCAGGUGUUCCUGGACUGGAUCAAGAGUGUGAACGCCACGAGCAGCUUCAAGUUUGUGAUCUCAUCUGUACCCUUCAACACGCUCUGGGGCGGUGCGCUGGACUGGGAUGGCAAAGAAGACUCUUGGAACGCCUAUCGGACCGAGCGAGAAGAGCUGCUGGAAGUUUUGCAGUAUGUUCCGAACGUGAUCGUCAUUAGCGGUGACAGGCACGAAUUCGCGUCUGUCGGGCUCAAGACGGCGACCUAUCCCAAGGACGACUAUCCUGUGACCGAAUUCAGCACCAGCCCGCUCUCGAUGUUUUACUUGCCGGUGAGAACAUUCUCACAAGAUCACGGUCUGGGCCCCACUGGUGUGGAAAAGGUGUACAAGUACCUGCCAGAUGGGAACGUGAAGUGGACCGAGUUCGAAGUCGACACGAGGGAUCCUGCCGCGCCGAAAGUGAUUGCCACGGUCAAGAUCGAUGGAAAGGAAGCGUGGAGAGUGGUCGUGGUAGGCAAAGGUGUCCUUACAAGACCGACGUACGCCAUUGGAGACAUCGCAAAGAGCUUCUUGGAGCUUCUCAACUUCAGACCUCGACGAUGGUUCACUUGAAGCGGGUCGCGGCAAAGGAAGAAAAAGAAAAAAAUCCCCAGAAGCUGCCGUUGCGCACGUUUGGCAAUGUUUCAAAAGAUCCUCCGAAGCUUUCGUUGGGCAUGCAAGUGGAUGGGCAACACCUCGACGUGCGCCACGGAUCACCUCACCAAUCUCGGAGAAUAUAUACCUUGCAUCUUUUUUUGGGAAGCGAGCGCUGAAUGUCAAGCUCUGACCGAGGGCGCUUUGCGGAUUCGGCUUCAUGCCCGGAAUUUGGUAGGGCUUUUGGAGGGAAAAAUCAGAUUGCAAGCCUUUCUGGCAGGAUGU